AUGCUUUUUUCUUUUAAAAAUCAAAAUAAUAUAAUUAACCAAGUUAAUAUUCAGUAUCCCAAGUGCAAACUUUGCAAGCCUAUCAUUUCUCAUUCAUCACAAUCUUCAUCCAAAGACUUGGUUUUAUUAUUUGCAACUGAUCGGUAUAAUAGAAUUGAAAUACUUGCUAGAUCACUUCGAUCAGUUGGAUGUCUUGCCCGAAUAGUUGUUUUAGUACCGUUAAAUGCUAAUAUUACCCAGGAUUUAACAGAUUGUGGAAUUGAAUUUGUUAAAAUUGCCUCUGUCUCCUCUAGAUUGCAGAGAUCUCCACAUAAAAUGAGAUGGGAAUGGUAUUAUCAAUACCUUCAGGAACAUUUGAAUGAAUUUGAUCGAAUUCUUCACACAGAUGCGUUUGAUACUUACGCUCAAUACGAUCCUUUCUCAAACAAUAUUAAGAAUGAUACUUUAUAUGCGAUUUCAGAAGAUCGUCCCAUCAAGGAAUGCAUUUUCAAUACAAAAUGGUUAAAUUCCUGUUACAACAAUACAGUUUUAGAAGAACUCUCUGAGAAGAGUAUACUCUGUAGCGGAACCGUAAUAGGGGGAGCUCGCCAAUUCAUGAAACUAGUUGAAACAAUGGUAGAUCGAGUUGGAUGGGAUGAUUGUUGGACAAAAGCUCAUGACCAACCUGUGUUUACUUAUGUUAUAUACAACGAAUUGAUUGAUUCCCUUAAAAUUGAAUUUUUAGGAUGUAAUUCCGAAUUUGCAACAAUGAAUUACUGUUAUUCUGAAAAGAAAACACUUUUCUAUAAUGAUAAGUUACUCAAACCUAAUUUAAUUGGUUAUCCUUCUUUUGUCCAUCAAUACAACAGAUAUCCAGAAGUUGAUGACCAUUUUCAGAAGAAUUGCAAUAUCAGAAUCGAUAGAGCUAAAGAAAAGAAAUCUAAAAAUAGUGUGAAUAACUUAAAUGCGCAAAUUAGAUGA
Trichomonas vaginalis G3 is the source of this 960-nucleotide messenger RNA. RefSeq lists its product as uncharacterized. NCBI's taxonomy places the organism in Eukaryota, Parabasalia, Trichomonadida, Trichomonadidae. The transcript has a single exon. Bases 1 to 960 code for a protein of 319 amino acids. The record is from RefSeq and is a predicted model, not a curated record.